This is a messenger RNA of Colletotrichum graminicola M1.001, 2064 nucleotides long. RefSeq lists its product as uncharacterized. NCBI's taxonomy places the organism in Eukaryota, Fungi, Ascomycota, Sordariomycetes, Glomerellales, Glomerellaceae. The transcript is spliced from 4 exons. The record is from RefSeq and is a predicted model, not a curated record. Bases 1 to 2064 code for a protein of 687 amino acids.
AUGGAAAUUGCGGCAAGCGGUAUCGCCUUCAUCCAAGCCGGCGUUGGCACCGGCAAAGCAAUCCUCAAAGCCAUUCAACUAUGGGAACAAGUAAAGCAGCUCCCCGACGACCUCAAGGCCCGGAUCAAGAGGCUCAGGUCCCUCGAGCCGAUCCUGCGCCAGAUCGAGACCGAAUUCACGAAGCACCCAGACAUGUGCGUCCAUCCGACUGCCCGGCAAUCCAUCGCCUACGCGAGGGAGGCUGAGGCGACGUUGAGAUCGCACAUUGAGAAGCUUGAGGGCAAGAUCCAAGCUCCCAAGGGCAACUUCAGGCGACGUGUAAACUCAUUCAAGAUCAUCACUCUGAAGAAGGAGGAGAUGUCGAUGUUGGAGAGUGAGCUUGCGUGGGCGAUGGAGUCGGUGCAGUUGGCCAUUACGUGCUUCCAUAUGGCUAAGAGCGACUUGUCGGAACGCUCUAUAAUUAACGAAACCUCUGCGCGUGUUAGAGAAUACAGUAUGGCAUGCCAGGAUGACAUGGUGAAGAAAACGGCUCAAGCGGUUGUCAGCAUGAUAAAGGUCGAGGAGUUAUCCGCCAUUGAUUUGAAGCCCGUCGACUUCGAUACAAGUAAACAAACAAAAGAAAGUAAACCAAUACGACAGCCGAAUGGACUUAUCGCCUGGCCUUCAAGCUUCGAAGCUUCUGUCUUUGGGCGCUACUCCUUCCGUCGCUCCAAGGCAGACAACGGAUGGACUGCCUCGGUGCAAAUGCCUUGGUCUCAACGUGUGAGGGAGCUUCGAUGGACCGGGUGGCAGUACUGUUUCCACACUUAUAACAUCAGGCCGAGGUCGUCUCCUGCCUUCAAAGCUGCUGAGAAGGGAGACUUGGCGGAAUUGAUGAAGCUCUUUAAGACGGGACAGGCGACGCCCUUUGAUAGAAACGAACUUGGCCGUUCGCUCUUAUACUUGGCUGCGAAAGAGGACAGGUUGGAAGUCUGCCAAGCCCUCAUCCAGCAAGGCGUUCCCGCUGACGACGAACGAGAACUCCAUGGCCGCAACCCUAUCGACGCCAUAGUAACUUCCCGCAACAACUUCACCUCUCCCACCGCCGCAGACGCAACCCACCAAGCCCUCAUCACCCUCUUCCGCACCGCCGCCUACGGCGCCUCGACCCUGACCGUUGAGCGCCUCUUUGCCUACGUCGCAGAGUAUUCCGCCGGCGACGACUUCAUCCGCGUGUAUCAGACCCAAUUCCUGCGUGACUACCACGGCCUGCCCCUCCGAGACCGCGCCGAGGCGGUGCGGCUCGCCUCCUUCGUCGCGCACGACCCCCGGACCUACCGGUCUCUCUUGUCUAUAGACAUGGAGAUUACCAGAGGCGACGUAGAGGAGUCUGAGAGGCAAGGGUUCUCGCUGCUGCACUCAGCCGCGAUCGCCGUGGGGAAGAGGAUGGCGGAUGAGUUACAGUAUGACCCACGCGCGUUUAGGGCGCGUUCGUAUACCGAGUAUUGGAGCGACCUCAUCGUCGACACGGUCCGGGCGGCCCCCGAAGUCAACAGCUUGUGUCACGUCGAGACGGUGGUCCCGUGGGGCUGGUUUUUCGUUCCAGUCUGGAGGUCCACGCCCCUUGUCUCCCUCCUCGGCGGCGCCCUAUGUCGCUUGAGCCCAGAGGUCCGCUUGUCGGAAUGGGAAUCCAUCUUCCAAGCCGUACUCAAGCAGUGGCUGGGAGACUUGCAGUCUGCCGGGGUCGACUUGCUCCAGUACGGCAGACAAGAGGCACUCGUACAGAAAUUCACGUGUCCCGAAGUAAAAGGCGCAUUCGAUAGCGACGCCAUCAACGCUUCCCGCAGGGUGGUGCGGAACGAGCUGCAGGAGGCGAGCAAAGAUUCAUGGAUGAUGAACGUGGAUAGGACCUUCGACAAGAGUGACCGCUACUGGAAUCCCAUACGCAUAAUCGCGCUCGAUUAUGGCCCGGAGGUGGACGAUUGGCGAGUGCGGUGGCUCGUCGAAUCCGAGGCGUUUGCCGGCGAGUUCUGGAGGGUUGUAGAGGCGCCGCGGGUCGCCAUGCCUGGUAGCUGGGUCGAUUAG